Symbiodinium pilosum is the source of this 834-nucleotide messenger RNA. The record is from the annotation of a GenBank genome assembly. Lineage: Eukaryota; Dinophyceae; Suessiales; Symbiodiniaceae.
GCUCCCACCGAACGGGAGAGGAUAUCUGGUCGAGAGCUGAAGUUCGAGGCUGCCGUCAUCACAAUCUGUGCGACUGUCAUUCAUGCCUUGCUGGGCGCGCUGCUUUUGGCCUCUGUAGCCUCCGUGAUGAUAACUUUGCUAUACCCAGGGAUCGGCGAGAUCCUGAGACAUUUCCUUCAUUAUUCUUGGAUGCACUACACCCACUGGUAUGACAGGCAGACGCUGAAGCCCAUUGGUCGAUGGGACGCCUUCAUCCUUCACGUCAGAGACUUGCAGCUCAUCCAUGGCUUCCACGUGUCUAUUGAUGGCCGUCAUCAGGAGGACGGCUUCGUGACCAUCCAGUUCCAUGCCACGGAGGAUCCGUACAACGUGGUCGCCACACGCAGCGUCCCUGUGCGUGCAAUCAUGCAGAAGAACAUGAACCCUUUCGAGGGCGACAACGUGAACAUCAACAUCACCAGCUGGCGGUCAAUCCUUGUGGUCAACAUCAUGUACCAGCAGCAGAAUGGCGCGCAGCCGCAACGGGUUGCUGGUGGCCUCUGGGAUCCCUGGACAGGGCGCUUGCUACGAAAGUGCUUUAGCAAUGCAACCAUCUGUGAUCCGGAUCCAGGACAAGGUGGUAAGAUGAAACUCUGGGACUUCCAGGACCUCAUCGACUCCGACGGAAAGCCCAAAGAAGGCUGCUACGUGGAGGCGAGGGUAAACCUGUCGCCAUGCAACGGGCUGUUGAGCCUGCAGAUGACACACCUGGGCCCGAGGCCAGUUCUUGAAGAGAGAGAUGAUCCCAGCGAUCAGCCGAGCAAGGAGUCUGUGCAAGGUCCGGGAGCCAGCUGA